GCCUCGGAACCGAGACGAUGCGUGCGCUCCGCGACCGAGCCGGGCUCCUCCUCUGCGUGCUUUUGCUUGCGGCGCUGCUGGUCGCGGCGCGAGGGCUCCCCGUGAAGAAGCCGCGGCUCCGCGGACGACGGCCUGGGAGCCUUACGAGGCUCGCAGAGGUCUUAGCCUCCCCAGAUCUUAGGCCUCUGAAGGAAGAGGAGGAGGCACCACUGCUCCCCAGAACCCACCUGCAGGUAGAGCCACACCAACAUGGACGCUGGACUGUCACUGAGCCAGCAGCCCUGACCCCAGGCAAUGCCACCCCUCCCAGGACCCCAGAGGUUACUCCCUUGCUGCUGGAGCUGCAGAAGCUGCCGGGAUUGGCCAACACAACCUUGAGUACCUCUAACCCUGAUAUCCAGGUGACCAUCGAGGUGGUGGAAGACCCCCAGGCCGAGGUGGAGAUAGACCUGUUGGCUGAGCCCAGCAAUCCCCCGCCCCAGGAUACCCUUAGCUGGCUGCCUGCCCUCUGGUCCUUCCUCUGGGGAGACUACAAAGGAGAGGAAAAAGACAGGUCUCCAGGGGAGAAGGGGGAGGAAAAGGAGGAAGACAAGGAUUAUCCUUCAGAGGAAAUCGAGGGUGAGGACCAAGAGGAUAAAGAGGAAGAUGAGGAAGAGGAGGCGCUCUGGUUCAAUGGAACUACAGACAACUGGGACCAGGGCUGGCUGGCCCCCACGGAUUGGGUCCUCAAGGAUUCUGUCAACGAUGACUAUGAGCCUCAGGAGGAGUGGAGUCCCUGGUCUCCCUGCAGUGGGAACUGCAGCAUUGGCAACCAGCAGAGGACUCGGCCCUGUGGCUAUGGCUGUGCUGCCACUGAGACCCGUACCUGUGACCUGCCUUCCUGUCCUGGCACUGAGAACAAGGACACCUUGGUCCUCCCCAGUGAGGAGUGGCAGCUCCUGGCCCGCAACGCUACAGACAUGCAUGACCAAGAUGUGGACAGCUGUGAGAAGUGGCUGAACUGCAAGAGCGACUUCCUAAUCAAGUACCUGAGCCAGAUGUUGCGGGACCUGCCCAGCUGCCCGUGUGCCUACCCACUGGAGGCCAUGGACAGCCCCGUGAGCCUGCAGGACGAGCACCAGGGCCGCAGCUUCCGGUGGAGGGAUGCCAGCGGCCCUCGCGAGCGCCUGGAUAUCUACCAGCCCACAGCGCGCUUCUGCCUGCGUUCCAUGCUGUCUGGGGAGAGCAGCACGCUGGCCGCCCAGCACUGCUGCUAUGACGAGGACAGCCGGCUGCUGACCCGUGGCAAGGGCGCCGGCAUGCCCAACCUCAUCAGCACCGACUUCUCACCUAAGCUGCACUUCAAGUUCGACACGACGCCCUGGAUCCUGUGCAAGGGAGACUGGAGCCGCCUCCACGCUGUGCUCCCCCCCAACAACGGCCGGGCCUGCACCGACAACCCCCUGGAGGAGGAGUACCUGGCACAGUUGCAGGAGGCCAAGGAGUACUAGCGACGGGGCUGCUGAACAGACACUGCAGGGAGAGGGCAGGCAGCUGCUGCUAUUGCCCGGGAGAACUUUCCUGGUAGGGCCCUCACCUGCCCCUGCCCAGACAAGGUGAGGAAAGGGCUCCCCCAGUGAGGUUGGUCCGAGGCUGCGUGCCCUCUGCCAGAGACCCCAAGGCAGAUAUCUCAGUGGGGUUAGUGAGAAGGUUGAAGGGUACGUAGGGACCAGGGUGGGUGUCCCUGGGGGCCCUGGAAAUGUGCGUAUGUGCAUAUGUCUGCCGGGGCCUUCCUCUGCUGCCUGCUGGGACCCUGGCCACUCAUUUUUCUCCUCCUUGGGAGCUGGGCUCUUCUGCCCUGGCUCUGCACAUAGGUGUUAGCCAGCAGCUCCAGAAACAUCCCGAUUCCCGGGAUCUGCCAUGAGUCAUUCACACCCUACCCUGAUGGCCAGCAGAGAAAGGGCCACUCUUCUCAUGGGCACAGCCAUCCUUUGCCAGGGGGGCAUCCAGCCUGGGUGGCCACCCCUCCUUAAUCUCUGGGUGGUGCACAUGCCCUUCUUUCCCCACUCCGUGCCACGAGCCACUGCACAGGAGGCUAUCUGUAGCCCCAAGCUGCCUUUCUGUUGGACACCUCUUUAGUCUUGGGCUGCAAGCCAGCCCAGCUGAGGCGAAGUGGACUCCAGGUAGGGAAUGGCUUGCCCAAUUCUGGUCCCUCUUCUUUGCUCAGCCCUCUCUGUUCUGCUGAUUGUAGGGAUGUGCAGGGCUGGGAGUUGGCACUCCCCCCGAGUGGGGAGGUGACAGCCUGUCACAGUAGCCAGGCUUGGGUGGGUUCAGCACUAGCUCAGGACAGUGUGUCACACGUCUAUAGUAAACCAGUUCUCUGGGAGGGGAAAAAAGCCCUGAUUUGUUGCAUUUGGGCAGCUUCUGUGUUGUAAAUUCUCCCAGCAGUGGCCCAUGUCAUGCUCCCAGCAUCACUGAAUGCACUGAAAUCAGAGUUGGGAAGAGAUGCACGUAAUCGCUCUCCCGGCACACCUCAUGCCUCUUCCCUGCCUCCCCAUCCUCCCGACUACACUUCCUUGCCUUCUAUGGGGUUGAAAUAUUGAAGUCUCAACUGUCUCUGUUCACAAGAGCCACCAAAAGGUAGGGGACUUCAAUCCUAGCCCCCAGAUGGCCGCCCUGAAGCUCUCUGGGCUCCUCAGCAAUAAAGCACUUUAUUUUCA
Molecule: messenger RNA, 2699 nt
Organism: Symphalangus syndactylus (siamang)
Lineage: Eukaryota; Metazoa; Chordata; Mammalia; Primates; Hylobatidae
Gene: ISM2
Product: isthmin 2
Source: RefSeq, a predicted model, not a curated record